AUGCCCCGCAAACGACUGAAUACCCAGGAGGCUCCGCGAAAGCGUAACAGGACUGGCUGCAACAAAUGCCGCGCUCGCAAAGUCCGGUGUGACGAGCAGAAACCAAUCUGCAGUCAAUGUCGCGCCAAGGGAUUUGAUUGUGAAACGAGCAUCAAGCUCAAGUGGGAGCAGGACUAUACCAGUGCUGGGCGAGCCUUUGGUCGAGCUGGAUUGUGGACUAAGAAGUCUGCCGAGAAAGCAAAUGCUUCUUCGCCGUGCAUACAUGUCAAUGAUGAUGAGGUAUCAUGGAUCCAAGUUCCUCAGAUCUUUUCAUACAGCUUUGUCAACGCCACGGUAGGGAACGUUGAGCAGCUGACUACUCUGGAGGCCAUCGCAUCAGAAGCUUCGCCAAUCUUGGAUGUCGUCCGUACGAAUGACCGAGACGAUGCCUUAAGCACUGCUUCUCUUUCACCAUGGCUUUCUGCCAGACAGCCUGUUUUCUUGCCUCGCCACAGUUUCAUACCCUCUUCACCACCAAUGCUCCCGGAUCUGCCUAGCCCAAUGCACUCAAGCCUACUCUCGUAUUACCUGGACAAAAUCUGUCCGAUUACUGUUCCAAGCUCUGUCAACAAGUCUCCUUUUGCCAAUUUGAUCCUGCCAUUCUCAAUAACAUCAUCGCCCGCUGUCUUGGAGGCUUUGCUUGCGCUCGCUGCAUGCCACAGAUCAAAGAAUGACACUGCUUUCCGUUCGACAUCACUCAAGCUUGGACAUAACGUUCUUCGGACUCUGAGAGGAAGGCUUGCCACUGAAGAUGCCCUCCAAGUUGCCAUGGAUCCAGAGACACUAGUCAUCAUGAUGAUUCUCUGUCAAUAUGAAAUCAUCAACGAGUGUGAUAAGCGCUGGGUGGUCCAUUUGAAGGGAGCUCGAGAUUUGAUUCGCGUGAGAAGAAAUGCUCAGCUCUAUCCCUCUUCUGGGCAGUCUUCCAACGAGCUUGUCGAAUUUGCCGAAAAGUACUUCGCUUUCCAGGACGUGAUCGGACGAACAGCUUGUGGAGAAGAGCCUAUCUUUGGCAGCGACUUUUGGACGUCGCAGGGCGAAGACACAGACGCCUGGCUCGGCUGCUCGGCUGGGCUUGUCUCUAUCUUAUGCGAGAUCACAGAAUUGAGCCGCCGACAUCGAUCACGACCAGAAGUAAGCCUUCUGCCCGAGUUCCAAUACCAAGCAGCAUCCCUAGAGCGCCGACUUUGCAGUUUGAGGCAGAGAGUCUUUGACGAAGAAGAUGAUAUUCUCUCACUCUCCGCCGAGCUGAAGAGAAUGGCGGCCGAGCUAUAUCUUCAUUGCGCUCUCAAUGGUGCAACCCCUGCAAUGCCCCUUGUUGUUGGACAUGUACAACAGGUACUUCGCCUAGUUUCUGUUCUUCUCGAGCACGGAGUACUUGCAGGCUUGAGCUGGCCUUUAUUUGUUGCUGCUGUUGAGCUCGAUCCUAUGGAAGAUCUUGAGUGGUCGAGCAAAAACGAUGUCUCUAACGAUGUACCAAAUCACGCUCGACCUUUCGUCUUGUAUGCUCUGGAUCGCUUAAGCGGCUCGAUUACCAACGUCACCAAAACAAGAUCUGUCAUCGAGCAGGUAUGGCUUGCAAGAGGCCAUGAUGAUUUUUCUGACCUCCGACCGGAAGGAUACGAGAAAGGUCAAAACGACUGGGAGCGAUAUGUCGCUCCAUUGUGUGGCAAUAUGAGCCUUGCUUGA
This is a messenger RNA of Aureobasidium pullulans EXF-150, 1725 nucleotides long. RefSeq lists its product as uncharacterized. NCBI's taxonomy places the organism in Eukaryota, Fungi, Ascomycota, Dothideomycetes, Dothideales, Saccotheciaceae. Gene Ontology annotation, biological process: positive regulation of transcription by RNA polymerase II. The transcript has a single exon. Gene Ontology annotation, molecular function: DNA-binding transcription factor activity, RNA polymerase II-specific; transcription cis-regulatory region binding; zinc ion binding. The coding region runs from base 1 to 1725 and encodes 574 amino acids. Gene Ontology annotation, cellular component: nucleus. The record is from RefSeq and is a predicted model, not a curated record.